ACUCGCCUUACUCGUUAGAUAGAGUUAGAAAUUUAUUUGCUCUAUCUUGAUACUCAUAGCACUUUUUACUAUGACCGCUAAUGCGCAGGAUGCCGCGCAGUAUCAUACACUACAAGAUCUUCUCACCAAAGUUCAAAAUGACAUCCUCAAGACGACAAACUCAGAAGAGCUCGUCUACAAUAACGUCAACCCAGAAUGGGGGAUCUCAGAUCACUGGCUCACUAAUCGAACACGAAGAAAUAGGGUCAUCCAGACCAAGUAUCAAUUUCAACUCCCUCACACAGGUGCUGUGGAUCAAAGUAGCGCCGCCAGAAAUCCACGGAUGCCAUCUCAACUGGUUCACACAAGAAAUGUAUGACUGGAGAGACAAUAAUCUGAUAAAUCGAGAAGAAUCGAGGCUACUCAAACUAAUCACAAACCAAAUCAACGCCCGCUUUGGCGCUCCGUACCAAGACUCAAGAAAGACACCAGAUCUUGUGAUAAGACCGAACGAUCAGCACCAUCCAUCGCUCGUGAUCGAGACUAGCUGGUCCGAGCCAUGGCCGCGCAUGCUCGACGAUACGAAGCUGUGGUUAGUGGGAGGCCGACCGGAAGUGAACGUGGUGAUACUCCUCAAUUGGUCGCAAAAGGCAAACAGACGAACCAAGUGGAAGGUUUCGCGGGGGUAUAUGCCAGGGAUACCAUGGGGAAUCCAUACCUACGACAGCAGGUGAAAAUCUUCCCAGACACAUCGGAGUCUCCGAUUCAAAUCACUUGGGGUGAAUUGUUUGGUGCUGCUUUACCACAGGAUCGCAAUCCUGCUGUCUUCCUUCCGUUGAGCGAUCUCCGGGUCGAAGCGCGGGAUGCACUUGUGCACAUGAACAUGGUCCCCGCGGUCUAGUCCAUGGUCCAAUAACAGCUUACAAAGGAUGGAAGUUGCUUGAUGCUAAAUUGAUGAUGUAUUGAG
Messenger RNA from Aspergillus glaucus CBS 516.65, 946 nucleotides. RefSeq lists its product as uncharacterized. The transcript has 3 exons. The record is from RefSeq and is a predicted model, not a curated record. NCBI's taxonomy places the organism in Eukaryota, Fungi, Ascomycota, Eurotiomycetes, Eurotiales, Aspergillaceae. Bases 81 to 713 code for a protein of 210 amino acids.